Messenger RNA from Colossoma macropomum (tambaqui), 2122 nucleotides. Its product is annotated as zinc finger protein 800-like. The coding region runs from base 136 to 1944 and encodes 602 amino acids. The record is from RefSeq and is a predicted model, not a curated record. The transcript has 7 exons. Lineage: Eukaryota; Metazoa; Chordata; Actinopteri; Characiformes; Serrasalmidae.
UCUCAAAGAAACAGAAUAAGAAGCAUCACUAUUUUUGUAGUGUGUGGAUAAAGCUCUGCGUUCGUGUUUACACACCAAAACUCGCCAGUCAAAGUCUUGGGAAGCACCGAGGCAGCAGUGUAACUUUUGGCUGCCAUGACCUUAGAAGAGAGUAACAUGGAACAGUCCAGGUCUUCACAGAAGAAGAGGCGUAAUUCUGGGCACAAUCAGAAUGUUAAACAAACAUAUAAGAUGAAGAAAACAGACUCUAAAGAUGAGAGGAUGCUGGCUGACACAUACUGUCAGACGGUGACAAUGCAGCUUAAAAUAGAGGAAAACACAACUGAAGACCUGACCAACAACAAAAGCAGUCAAACCGAGCCUGGAAACAACUUCAACCAACCAACUCUCAUGGGUCCAAAGCCUGCUAACAGAACCCUAGUGCAUUCUACUGAACUUGGAGACCCACCCCUGCUUCGGCUGCCACAGCAUUCCACUAUGACUGGAAUUCAGCAAAUCAUUGAUUGUUUUCGCUCAGGUACGGUUCAGGCUAAACUUACUCUACUGAAUGAGGUGGAUACCAUUUUUGAGUGCCAACUUUGCCGAAGUCUCUUCCGUUGUCUUCCUAAUCUGCUUGAGCACAGGAGGUUCUACUGCUUGUCCAAGCAACCUGAACCAGACGACCCCUCACAGGUUAUAAAAGAUCUUCUAGAGGCUGUUUUCCCACAAAGAAAUCAUGAGGAGACGUCACCUGUCAGAGCCAUCCCCAAUCCUGUGUGUCAAGACCGUCCUAAUUCCCACCAUCAAAACUCUGUAUCCCAGAAACUGUGUUGCCGCGAACCUGUUGUGGUCCUCAGAAGGUUCCAGCAGCCACCUGCUACACUUAAAAAAGUAGGUCCAGUUUCCCAAAAGGCAGGGGGCAAUGAGCAGAUUGAGAGAAAGGAUAGUGAAGAAGAGGGCUUUCUCUCAAAUGUACAAGAGACAAUGACAUCAGCAGAGUUUGAACAAGCAGAAAGCGAUUUAGAAAAGGACACUGUAUCUCCAUCACAUCUCAAAAAGCAGCGUUCAUCCUCCCAUAAGGCAGUCCAUGUUAAGCUGGGAAGGAGAGACAGAGCCAAAGAUAACAUACAACAUGUUCCCACUCUGAAAAAGCUCUUUUGCUGUAGGGUGUGCAAGAGGAUGUUCAUUUCCCACCUAAUGAUGUCAAGGCACAUGAACAUUGACCAUAACAUCAGGACAUUACAAAAAGACUCUGUGAAUAAAGCCAAAAGAAAAUCUGCACCUGGAUGUAUGGAGGGAAAUGGUGAGACCUGUGAGGAACCCCUGUCAUCUGUUGGUAAAAGGUGUCAUGUAUGCCAGAAAUCCUUGGAAAAGAAGGGAAAUGUUCAUUGCCAUUGUAUUGAGGUGCGCCACGGCUUAAAGCAAGACUGCACGACACCUACACCACACCUCUCAACUCAGACUACACCUGUUCCUCAACCCAGUUCAAAGCCUGUUAAAGAGAGUUCAUCCUCCCAAGAGGCAGCACAAUUUAGUAAGGUAGGUUUCAUGCCCUGGAUGAAGGACCUUUUUUGCUGUGGCCUGUGCAAGGGUAGGUACAGCUCCCAGGUGCUGCUGAUGAAACACAUGAGCAUGGCCCAUAAGUUCUUUGUGUUAGAAAACAGUAAUGCAGCCAGCCGUACUCCCCCUCCAAGGAAAGCAAAAACAAAAGUUGAGCCUGAAGAUAAGGCUUUUGAUAAUGUGAGGGUCUACUGUUGGCUCUGUGGAAAGAGCUACUCUUCAAGGCAUUGUGUGCGCAAACACUGUCAUAGGUACCACAAACAAAAACUGAAUGAGAUUGACGUGCUUAUGAACGAAGGCACAGGGCCCCAAAGCCUUGCCCAUGAACUGCACUCUUUGGAAAAUGGUUUUGCUGCCAGCCACACACCCCCAACACCUUCACUUCUUGCAAGACAGCCAGAGUAGUCUUCCCUCUGCUUCACUGAGCCUGCAGCUGCCUAGGAGAGGGAAAAAAAAAAAACAAGGUAGCUAGUGAGGUCCUAAAAUAGUACUGACUGUGCCUGUCAAUAGAGAAGAUCAACAUGUAACAAAAUAGUCCAGUAUAAACAUGGAGUACAAUAAAAAAACAUGUAAUCAUGAAUCA